CUCGACGCAGAUUCCAGCAGAGGAGAAAAAAAAUGCUCGACUUAAAUUGUCGCACUUUUCUGUUGGUUUCGUAGAUUUUCGCUUUUUCGCUCUCAAAUCAAAGAGCUUUCAAUCGGAAAACGAAUAAAUCGAAACGAAAAACUAGGUAAAAAACAAAUAUAAUAUUAAAGGCGAAAAAUGCUAUUUCAAAGUGUACUGUAAUAUCGUAAACCGAAGUGUUUUGAUUGUUUGUGCAGGUGCAAAAUCGAUCUGGUGAACUAAAAACUGCGACUCCAAAUCGGCCGAGUUAGCGCAUUAUUGCCCCGAUUGUUGUUAUUGGGAAAAUGUUGUUCGUUUGGGAAAAUUGUGCCAUCGCUCUUUCGUAGUGUGUGCGUGUCGAGAGUGUGUGUGUGCCAGUGCCAGUAAUUUAAGUUAAUUAAAAACUAAGCCAGCUAACUCUCGGUUUUUGCCGCCCCCGCCAUGAGUAACUACCAUCCGCAUUCGCAUCCGCACGCGCUCUCUCAUCCGCAUCCGCAGCAGGUCCAGAAUCAGCUGCAGACCCAUCCAAACCAAUUGCCGCCGCCCCCGCAUCGCCAUAACCAUGCCACGCCCACAGCGGCCGCCUCCGGAGCAUCAUCAUCAUCCAUCCUGGUGGCCCAUCCUCCCCAGCCGCUGAUCAGCAAUUCGCUGGCCAUCCGCCAGGAGAUCCAGCGAUUCGAGAGCGUCCACCCAUCCAUCUAUGCCAUAUACGAUCUGAUCGAUCUGCUGCCGCUGGCCGAUGCCCAGAUAGCCCAGUCCAUCCGUGAUCAUGUGGUCUGCAUUGAAGAUUCGUUUGUGAACAGUCAGGAAUGGACAAUUUCGCGUUCGGUACCCGAUUUGAGGCUGGGAAUCGUGGGUUCUCUGAACUCGGGAAAAUCGGCUUUGGUGCAUCGCUAUCUCACGGGAUCCUAUAUGCAGGAGGAGUCCCCCGAAGGAGGUCGCUUCAAGAAGGAGGUCUUCAUCGACGGCCAGAGCUACUUGCUGCUCAUUCGAGACGAGGGUGGAGCUCCCGAAAUGCAGUUCGCUGGCUGGGUGGAUGCGGUAAUCUUCGUGUUCAGCCUGGAGAACGAGGGCAGCUUCAACACCGUCUACAACUACUAUACGAAAAUGGCGCAUUUUCGAAACGGCCAGGACAUACCCAUGAUUUUGGUGGGGACUCAAGAUGCCAUUAGCGAGCGCAAUCCUCGCGUGAUUGACGACACCCGUGCCAGGAAGUUGGCCAGUGAUUUGAAGCGCUGCUCCUACUACGAGACCUGUGCCACCUACGGCCUGAAUGUGGAGCGUGUCUUUCAGGAUGCCUGUCAAAAGAUACUCUCGCAGCGCCUGCCUUUGCCGCCUCAGGUGCAGCCGGCGAGACCCACAACACCGCAGGGAAAUCGCCUGGGACUGGCUCCCUACCAGCCGCCAUCCACCAAUGGGCAGCGGAGUCAGCAGCUGCCACUCCGGAUGAGUGCGGACUUCGCCCAGGCGGAGCAGAAGCUGUGGUCCCUGCAGGCGACCACCAGCAGCACCAACCCCAACACCACCACCAAUGAGAACAACAACAUCACCAAAUACAAUCCGGGAGCGGCCAGUUCGCUGCAGGGCGACUGCUCUCAAGUGCAGCUAAGGGAUCCGCGCGAUCUGGCGCCACCGCCGGGCAAGGAGCUGCCCACGCCCACCUCCACGCCCACGACGAGCCGCAAGAGUAGGCGGCGCUCCAACUUGUUCAUCCCCUCCUCCUCGAAGAAGGCCGACAAGGAGAAGGAGCCGAAGGGUAGCGAGCUGGGCAGUGGCCGCUCCAUACCCAUCAAACAGGGCUACCUGUACAAGCGAUCCAGCAAGUCCCUGAACAAGGAGUGGAAGAAGAAGUACGUGACCCUAUGCGAUGAUGGCCGGCUCACCUAUCACCCCUCGCUGCACGACUACAUGGACGAUGUGCACGGCAAGGAGAUUCCGCUGCAGUACGUCACCGUCAAGGUGCCCGGCCAGAAGCCGCGUGGCUCCAAGAGCAUCAUCACGAACAGUGCGCUGACCAGUUCCCUGAUGGCCAAUGGCCAGCGGGCUCAGAACACGUUAAGCGAUGGCAUCGGGUGCCUCACGCUGGCCAAGGACAAUCAGCGCAAGCUGAGCGAGAAGCUGUCGCUGCUGGGCGCCGGAUCCGGAGCCACUGGAGCCGGCGGCGAACCGCUGAAGUCGAACAGCUCGCAGCAGACGAGCGGGGACGAGGGCAUAGCCAUGUCCAAUUCAAAUUCGCAGACUUUCAUUGCCGGCGGAGAGGCGGCCAAUGCGGCCAACAAGCUGGAGGCCCAGACGCCGAACGUGAAGAAGCGACAUCGCCGCAUGAAGAGCAGCAGUGUGAAGGCCAACGAGGCGGAUGACAACGAUGGCUACGAGUUCUACAUCGUGUCGCUGGACUCCAAGCAGUGGCACUUCGAGGCCGCCAACUCCGAGGAGCGCGACGAGUGGGUGGCAGCCGUCGAGCAGGAGAUCUUCAAGAGCCUGCAGAGCAUCGAGAGCAGCAAGACCAAGCAGGCAACCAGCACGGAUCUGGCCGCCAUGCUGGCCAUUCGCCAGCGGGUGCCCGGCAAUGGGUUCUGCGUCGACUGUGGAGCGCCAAAUCCUGAAUGGGCUAGCUUGAACUUGGGCGUACUGAUGUGCAUCGAAUGCUCGGGCGUGCAUCGCAAUCUUGGCUCGCAUAUAUCCAAGGUUCGAUCUCUGGGCCUGGAUGACUGGCCAUCCCCCCAUCUCAGUGUGAUGCUGGCCAUUGGCAACAGUCUGGCCAACUCCGUGUGGGAGUCGAACACGAGGCAACGGGUGAAGCCCACAUCGCAGGCCAGUCGGGAGGAGAAGGAGCGAUGGGUGCGCAGCAAGUACGAGGCCAAGGAGUUCCUGACCCCACUGGGCAAUGGAUCCUCAGCGCACCCCAGCCCUAGUCCGGGUCAGCAGCUGAUCGAGGCUGUGAUCAGGGCUGACAUCAAGUCGAUUGUGUCGAUCUUGGCCAACUGCCCGUCCGAGGUGACCAAUGCGAAUGUGAGUGCCCGGGAUGUGCGCACUCCUCUGCUGCUGGCCUGUGCCAUAGGCAACCUGGCCAUAGCACAGCUGCUCAUAUGGAACGGCGCCAACAUUAAGCACACGGAUCACGAGGGUCGCACUUGUUUGGCCUACGCUCGGGCGGCACAGUCGCUGGCCACCGCCAAGUCGAUCAAGGCCGCGGCAGCUGCCCAGGCGGGCACCACGAUUCCGGCUCCCGCUCCGCCCACAAACGGUGGCAUUCCUGCUCCCCAAUACAAUGUCGAGGACACGACGGCGCUGGUGGAGCUGCUCGAGGGAUUGGGCUGUCCAGAGGCAGCUCCUCUCACGGCCAGUGGCACUUUGCCUAGGAGACGCGACACCCUGGGCACGCCCUACGAGAAGUCCGUCUCCGGUGUGAUCUGAAUUAGUUAAAUUUGAUAUAAGAUGUAUGUGAAUUUUCGUAGCAAUUUGUACAAUUCAUUAGAUUUUGUUGUUCGUAAAGGAACUAGUUUAAAUUUGAACGGAAAAAUUGUAUAGCCUUUAGUGUUUAGGUUUUAGAAAUGUUGUGCAAAUGUUUUUAAUAUUAUUAUUAUUUGGCGAACGUUGAAUGGAAAUUCACAAGUUUUAUUUACGUUUUUUUUUAGUUUGUUUAGUUUCUAAGCCAAAAAAAAACCUGUACAGCCUUGUUGUAAUCUCAAGUGUAUAAUUUAUUAUUUUCGUAUUACGUACUAUUACUAUUAUUAUUGUUUUUAUCAUGUGCAGGUUUUUAUAUCGUUUGCAAAACAAUUAUUAAGUAAUUUUAUCUUGUAACUCUCGAUAACCAUCAGCAGAUUGCAAAAAGACUACGCAAAAAAGAAAAAACAUACUUAUAAACAUCUAACAAUAGAUAAAAGCUGAUGCAAAAUAUACGUAUAAACGAAAUGAAUCUAAGAUUAAAGCCAAAAACAAACUUAUACUAAACAAUAUACACGAACACAUAUAUAUAUAUAUAUAUAUAUAUAUAUUAUAUACAUACAUAGUUGAAAUUGCUUGAUAAUCGGUUAAAUCAAAUGAACACGCCCCACAAUGUAGCUUAUGCUGAACCAAACUCAUAAUACACAAAAUUCUUUGCUAUAUAAAUUCCAACAAAAGAGAACUCGUUUAACGGACUAUACUGCGGAAUUAAACAUUCUGAUGGUAUUAAAUCUGAGUAGACAAAAAUGUAAUUGAAAGUAUUUCAAAACUAUUAUACAAAAUAGUUAUAAAUCAAUCUAUAAAUAUUACUAUAUGUAUACACCCCCCUAUAUUGUGUACGCUAUUUGUACGAAUUACAAACCACACAACGUGACAAACUCAAUCUAAUUGGAAAGAAAAGUAGCACACAAAAAUCACAAAAAAAAAAACAACAAAAGAAAAACCCUUCAAUAAAAAUCUAUUAAACAUUUUAA
Drosophila gunungcola (fruit fly) is the source of this 4439-nucleotide messenger RNA. It is a transcript of the gene CenG1A, whose product is annotated as centaurin-gamma-1A. Gene Ontology annotation, molecular function: GTPase activity; GTPase activator activity; protein binding. Lineage: Eukaryota; Metazoa; Arthropoda; Insecta; Diptera; Drosophilidae. Gene Ontology annotation, cellular component: nucleus. The record is from RefSeq and is a predicted model, not a curated record.